This is a messenger RNA of Micropterus salmoides (largemouth bass), 3338 nucleotides long. RefSeq names its product LIM-domain binding 1b (gene ldb1b). Lineage: Eukaryota; Metazoa; Chordata; Actinopteri; Centrarchiformes; Centrarchidae. Bases 115 to 1368 code for a protein of 417 amino acids. The transcript is spliced from 11 exons. Gene Ontology annotation, molecular function: LIM domain binding. The record is from RefSeq and is a predicted model, not a curated record. Gene Ontology annotation, cellular component: transcription regulator complex; nucleus. Gene Ontology annotation, biological process: negative regulation of transcription by RNA polymerase II; positive regulation of transcription by RNA polymerase II; nervous system development.
CCCUGAGCCUGACAGUCUGGACAUGGGAGAUAUCAGUGAAAGGGAGAGGCAUGAAAACAGAGUCUUUGACUUAGAUCAGUAUAUCGUUGUGAAAGUGCAUGUGUGGGUGACAAAAUGGCGAUGUUAGAACAGCUAGAAACGGAAGGAGGCUGUUCCUCCAAGUCAUUCAAGCUGUACUCCCCUAAGGAGCCCCCCAACGGCAGCACUUUUCCCCCUUUCCACCCCGGCACCAUGCUGGACAGAGACGUGGGUCCCACCCCAAUGUAUCCUCCCACAUACCUGGAGCCAGGAAUAGGGAGGCACACACCAUAUGGCAACCAGACAGACUACAGAAUAUUUGAACUCAACAAACGGCUACAGAACUGGACAGAGGAAUGCGAUAAUCUGUGGUGGGAUGCAUUUACUACAGAGUUCUUUGAAGAUGAUGCCAUGUUGACCAUUACUUUCUGUCUGGAGGAUGGACCCAAACGUUACACAAUUGGCCGGACGUUGAUUCCAAGGUACUUCCGGAGUAUAUUUGAGGGGGGUGCCACUGAGCUCUACUAUGUGCUGAAACAUCCUAAGGAGUCCUUCCACAAUAACUUUGUCUCCCUUGACUGUGAUCAGUGCACCAUGGUCACCCAGAAUGGAAAGCCCAUGUUCACACAGGUGUGUGUAGAAGGACGCCUGUACCUGGAGUUCAUGUUUGACGACAUGAUGAGGAUAAAGACGUGGCACUUCAGCAUCAGACAACACCGUGAACUCAUCCCCCGCAGUAUACUGGCCAUGCAUGCCCAGGACUCACAGAUGCUGGAUCAGCUGUCCAAAAACAUAACACGAUGUGGCCUGUCGAACUCCACCCUUAACUACCUCCGAGUGAGUGAGCUGUGUGUGAUUCUGGAGCCCAUGCAGGAGCUGAUGUCCAGGCACAAGACAUACAGCCUCAGCCCCAGAGACUGCCUCAAGACCUGCCUCUUCCAGAAAUGGCAGAGGAUGGUGGCACCACCAGCUGAGCCAUCAAGACAGGCCCCAAACAAACGGCGGAAGCGCAAGAUGUCAGGUGGCAGCACCAUCAGCGGAGGAGGAGGAACUAAUAACAACAACAACAACAAAAAGAAGAGCCCUGGCAGUGGCUUCCCUCUGUCCAGCCAAGUACCAGACGUGAUGGUGGUGGGAGAGCCCACACUGAUGGGAGGGGAGUUCGGCGAUGAAGACGAGCGUCUGAUCACGAGGCUGGAGAACACACAGUUCGACGCGGCCAAUGGCAUUGACGACGAGGACAGCUUCAACAACUCUCCGGCGCUGGGCUCCAACUCACCCUGGAACAACAAGGCCCCCUCCAGCCAGGAGAGCAAGAGCGACAACCCCACCUCACAGGCAUCGCAGUAGAGCCCAGAGCCCCGCAGCCUCAACACAAACCCCUCUCUGUCACUCCCCAGACUCCACCCCACCCCAACAGCCACGAAUGCAACAGUCUAUGGCCUGCUCACCAAUCUAGACAUCACUGUAGACCUCAGAUUCAUCACACACAGGUGGCCCGAAGGAGCUCAGUAUGUCUCAGAGCCAGAGGACGUUUUUCAUCAUUGCUGUGACUUCCCCAUAUUUAGGCACGGUCUCCCACCUCUGUCUCCCCUUUCCUCAUCUCACGCCCAAAAUGUCCCAUCUGCUCUCGCUAAUUUUCAGUCUGGACAGCGUACCGGGUAGAUGUGACCAAUGAGGCGCAGGGAUUUAAUCUAGGGGAGAAGUGUGCACACUUAACUAUCCGUACUGAAGUUCACAUGUAGGAACAGGCGGGGUGGAGGGGAUGUUGGCAGCGGGGCUUCGAGAUGGUGGCGAGUUGCUUAGGGACCACUUGCCCACCCGACCUCUAAACAUGACACUCAAUUCUGGUCUGCUCUGUUGAUGCACAAGUCACUCGUAAUGUUUCCUGAUGGAGUAUAUGUGUGUGCGUGCGUCUGCGUGUGUGUGAGAAAUGUGCGAGGGGAGAGAAAAGAGGCAGUCUGAGCUUAUUUGUGUCUUUGCUGAAGCAGGCGGACCAGAAUUUAGAAUCAACCUGUACAAACCAUUGAAAUCCACACUCCAGUAGGAGAGCUGAAAUGCGGCACUAGGGAAAACACACACACACACACACACACACACACACACACACACACACACACACACACACACGAAUAAACAUAAUGAUUGAAGGAUUUUGAGUCCCCUAGUGCCCGAGCCAUCUCUGAUUAGACUACAGUGGCUGCAGUCUUUCAAACAGAGCAUUUACAACACAUGCACAUACACACAGUUACACAUUUUAAGAGUUUUUAUACAGUAUAUAUUUCCCUAGAAUGUUUUUUAAUUUGUAUUAAACGCCUUCAUUUCAAUUGUUACUUUUUUAUUUUCUACCAAUACUGAAAAGCUACAGACCAAGGAGCAACACAGGACUUUUAUCCCUCCCCCCUCUAAAAUAUAUUGUUUUUAUCUUUUAUGUUUAUAAAAGAGAAAUAAUUUAGUGUGGAUGUUUUUAUUUUGUCUUUUUGUUCCUUUUUUGGAGAUUUAAAUUUUUGUGUAUUUGUGCUUGUAUAUUUAAGGUAGUAGCAAAGUUCUGUCUGACUGUAAUAAAAUGUAUUCUUACUUAGAUUUACUUAAAGCCAUCCUGAUCUAAUGUAAAGAAACAAAAAUAGGAAAAAGGAGAAAAAACACUCAUGAACCCGACCCCUCUACCUUCCCACCUGCUCUUUACUCUUCCCUCUUUUUUUAAAAAAAACUUGUGUACAUUAAAUUACAAACCCCCCGGGGGUACAAUGGCACCAUGGAGCGAUGAUUUUACUAUUUCAGUUGAUUUAUUUUUCCCUUUUAUUUAUUUUGGAAAUUUUAGAAAUUUCACUCAUGUUUCAUCUAUACAACAAGUGAUUUUUCACUUUAUCACAAUUUUGUGUACUGCAUCUUUCAACUUCAUGUCAAGUGAAUUUGCUCACUGAAUUUUAGUUUAACCGUACGAUUGCUCACCAAAACAGAUUUUUUUAUUUGUUUUUGUCUGAAUAACCUUCAUCUGUGCAGAACGAUACCAUCAAUCAUUCAAACAUGUUCUAAAGCCAGCUUAACAUUAAGUUCAGUCGGCAUAUUUGGUAGCAAUGCUGAGUCUGUAAAGUCUGAGGGGAAAAAAAUAGCUGACACUCCGUUUACUGUUUUGUACAUUUCCGUUUUGUCACAGUUGAUUCCAGCAACAGUUAUGAUUGAGUUUGAAUGGUGACUUGUACCUUCUCCAAUUCCUGUAGAAAAAUCAUCGUUUGAUAUAUAUUUUUUUGAUUUGGUUAGUUUCUGCCCUUGAUAAUUAAUGUAUGGUACCAAUAAAAAGAUACAUUUUCACUUUAAAA